GUCAGUCAGAGCCAGUAGCCUAUACACGCUGUCUCUCUCUCUCAGUCAGCGCCUGGCUCACACAUUCUACACUCAACACCCGCUGCUCCUCGCCUCCUCACUGCAUCUGUUCUCUUCUCCCUGAAGUGAGGAACGAUGCAUCCUGCUUUUUCCUCCUCCUCUUCUCCGCUUGUCUGUUACCAUUCUAGGGUCUCUUUAUCAAACGGAGCGUUCUUGCUGCAAAGCCGGGGACCAUAAAAGCUGUGUUACUUGCUCGAGGACUUUGGAGACGGGACAAGGCAGCUUGCCGGGUCUAAGGACAGCUACCGGAAACGCUAAUGCUUUUUGCCGGUUUCUGUUGGGAUGCAGAUCUUUGCGGGCCUGUGCUUGCUGUGUAACACCGCUUGAUUCCUCACACAGGUGCAGAAGGGCACACAUCAAUCAAAAAUCUCUUUCUUGGUUGUCAGCGAACGCUGAGAACUUAUUGUGCGUGGAGUCAGACCGUCACUGAAUCACCGUCUCAACUCCUCAUACACUGACCAGGACUGCCCUCCUGCUAUGUUUGAUCUUCAUGUGACAUUGGCUUGAGAUUCUUCUCCUAAAAAAAACAACUGAAUGGUCCCAUGCCCCCAUCAUUCCCAUCUUCAAAUUCCCAUAUGAAAUUCAGCAGCACCAAGCAGAACUGGCCUGGACCAUUGACUUUCAACUUUACAUGAGAACAACGAGGACAAAAUCUAAGUUCCACUGACUGUUGGGGUACUUUUAAAGACAGAAAUACAGCCGUGUUUGUCUUGGAGCAGCUCUAGUGGCAUUUGCCAACAGCCAUGCAGGUUUCCUUUGCAUGCACGGACCACGGGCUGAAGGCCCCGCGUAACGGCGAGCACAGCAAGCAGAACGCAACCAGCCCCAACACAACCACCCAGGCCCGCGCCCGCUUCCGCACCGUGGCUUUGAUAGCUCGCAGCCUGGGCUCCUUCACCCACCGCUACCACCACAACCUGAAGGAGUCCACCGGCAAGCUCACCGGCAUGAAGUACCGGAACCUGGGGAAAUCUGGGUUGCGUGUCUCCUGUCUGGGGCUCGGCACAUGGGUAACAUUUGGAGGUCAGAUCUCUGAUGAGGUGGCAGAGCAGCUGAUGACUAUCGCCUAUGAGAGUGGGGUCAACCUGUUUGACACGGCUGAAGUCUACUCCGGGGGGAAAGCAGAGAUAAUCCUCGGAAACAUCAUCAAGAAAAAGUGCUGGAGGAGAUCCAGCCUGGUGAUCACCACAAAGCUCUACUGGGGAGGAAAAGCAGAGACAGAGAGAGGGCUCAACAGAAAGCACAUCAUUGAAGGUUUAAGGGGCUCCCUCCAGAGGAUGCAACUUGAGUACGUGGAUGUGGUUUUUGCCAACCGGCCAGACAGCAACACUCCCAUGGAGGAGAUAGUGAGAGCAAUGACACAUGUGAUCAACCAGGGGAUGUCUAUGUAUUGGGGGACAUCCAGGUGGUCUGCCAUGGAGAUCAUGGAAGCAUACUCUGUGGCCAGACAGUUCAAUCUAAUUCCACCAGUGUGUGAGCAGGCAGAGUAUCACUUCUUCCAGAGGGAUAAAGUGGAAACUCAGCUGCCAGAGCUCUACCAUAAGAUAGGUGUUGGUGUGGUAUCUUGGUCACCUUUGGCCUGUGGAAUCAUCACUGGGAAGUACGAGAACGGUAUCCCAGAAUCCUCCAGGGCCUCAAUGAAGCCAUACCAGUGGUUGAGAGAAAAAGUAAUGAGUGAGGAUGGGCGAAAACAACAAGCCAAGCUAAAAGAACUGGCUCACAUUGCGGAGAAGCUUGGUUGUACUUUACCACAGCUAGCCAUAGCUUGGUGCCUGAGGAACGAGGGAGUCAGCUCAGUGCUGCUGGGAUCCUCCAAUCCAAGCCAGCUAACAGAGAAUCUGGGAGCCAUUCAGGUAAUUCCAAAGAUGACUGCAGGUAUUGCUUCAGAAGUGGAUAAUAUAUUGGGAAAUCGUCCUCACAGCAAGAAGGACUACAACCAUUAGGAUGCACCCUGUUUUAGUGAACUAUGCUUGAAAAAGCUUAACAGAGCUCAAUUCUUACAGCCAUGGCACCAUAGUGCGUGCCCAACUUUGCUUGUGUGCGCGUAUGGCGUGUAUGUGUGACUGUGUAAAGUCCUCUGCUUGGCUUCUUGUCUGUAUGAAGAUCAACCAGUACUCAUUCUGAAGUGAGCUACUUGACAAAACAUGCAUGCUAUAGCUAUAUAGCAGCCUGCCACUGGACGGAACAACAGUUAGAAGAUCCAGUGAGAUGAUUUCUAGGUCAAAAUUCUCUCUCUUGGAGCAAAACAAAUUUUAAGUAGCAAAAUAAUAGAUUAGAUAACUGCACAAUUAAACUCAAGUGGAUUGACAACUAGCGUGUGCCAGUUACCGAAAAGCUUGUCAUUGUAUCACGAAGAUAAAACUGAAGAAGCACUUAUUGUCUAGAACGUUUUUUAGGCCAAGAACCCCUUAGCUGAAAGAGAGAUGGAGCAGGGACAUACAUAGGGACUACAGAUUUUAUGAAAUUGAGUUAAACUGGGCCUACAGUAACGUGUAGGGUGGCCUUUUGUGGUACAUACAACACUAAUCUAUUCAAAUAAUUUUUGACAUUUAUAUAUUUAUAUAUCAUGUUUAAAUGUUAAACAUACAUGUAGCACAGUGAAUCCUUAAGCUUAAUUGUCUCUGCGUAUGGCUACCUUACCUACAGGCCAAUAAGCAUCAUCAACAUUUUGUACAUUUAAAAACAGAUCUCAAAUAGGCCGAUUUAUCUUUGCUUAUACUAUGUUGAACUCAUGUUUAUGUAUAUUCUCAUACAUUAACUUUUGAA
Etheostoma spectabile (orangethroat darter) is the source of this 2826-nucleotide messenger RNA. RefSeq names its product potassium voltage-gated channel subfamily A regulatory beta subunit 1b (gene kcnab1b). The record is from RefSeq and is a predicted model, not a curated record. Gene Ontology annotation, biological process: transmembrane transport; regulation of potassium ion transmembrane transport; potassium ion transport. The transcript is spliced from 15 exons. Gene Ontology annotation, cellular component: cytoplasm; membrane; voltage-gated potassium channel complex. Lineage: Eukaryota; Metazoa; Chordata; Actinopteri; Perciformes; Percidae. The coding region runs from base 804 to 2003 and encodes 399 amino acids. Gene Ontology annotation, molecular function: transmembrane transporter binding; potassium channel regulator activity; voltage-gated potassium channel activity.